Molecule: messenger RNA, 3924 nt
Organism: Pseudophryne corroboree (corroboree frog)
Lineage: Eukaryota; Metazoa; Chordata; Amphibia; Anura; Myobatrachidae
Product: zinc finger protein 260-like
Exons: 7
Coding region: 484-2661 (725 amino acids)
Source: RefSeq, a predicted model, not a curated record
AAGGCAGCAGGAGCAGAGAGCAGCCAUUGCUGUGUCUGGCAGCAGGAUUCUACAGACUUCUCGGCUGGUGGCCGUGACGGAGUUUGGCCUGCAUUACGCAGGGUCUUCUGUCCUGGCGGCCUAGACAUGCAGGGGACGGUGGCGACACCAAUGGACUGCGGAUACAGAGUAAGGUAUGGCGAGUCUGUCCUUCACAUGUGAGACCCUGGUGGGGAUGUGCUGGAUACCUAACUAUCCCAGCCGACUGCGGGAUUACACAGUAGUAAGGAAUACAUCCAGUGAGUGUGAGACACCCAGCAGCCGUCCCUGUGUGUCAGUAGGACUUAGAAGGACACAGAGCCCCAUUACGGUGCCUCCAUCUCACUCACUGAUGAGAGACACAGUGGCAAGAAGAUCCUGGAACUCACCAACAAGAUCAUUCAGCUGCUGACUGGAGAGGAGGUGGAGUGUAUAAAGGAACACAGGGGUCUGUACAAGGCCGUGAUGAUGGAGAAUCACCGGCCCCUCACAUCACUGGAUGGGCCCAGUAACAGAGAUACCCCAGAGAGAUGUCCCCGUCCUCUGUAUUCCCAGGACUGUACAGAGGAGAAUCACAGGAUCCCACAGGAGGAUCAGGGUGAAGCCCAAAUAAAUAAUGUUAAAGUCAAAGAUACAGAGGGAGAAGAAGAGACGUAUGUGACUGAUAUAAAGGCAGAAGAUACAGAGGGAGAAGAAGAGAUGUAUGUGACUGAUAUAAAGGUAGAAGAUAUAGAGGGAGAAGAAGAGACGUAUGUGACUGAUAUGAAAGCUGAAGAUAUAGAGGGAGAAGAAGAGACGUAUGUGACUGAUAUAAAGGCAGAAGAUAUAGAGGGAGAAGAAGAGACAUAUGUGAGGGGUGAUCAGCAGUGUAAGGAGGAGGAGAUCCCUACAGAUAUCAGCACAGCAGAUGGACACACAAGCAGGAACAUCUCAGAAGGACAUCUAAUGUUAUCCCUGGAUUCUGAAAUAACCGAUAACGACAGUAGACAGGAUUUUCCAGGAGCCAACCCCAUUAUCCCAAUUAUAUAUCCAGCUCUAUCAGCUGAUCCCACUGAUCCUGGGGAAUGUUCUCCUGAUCACUCUGAUAUUGGUGCAUCUGUUACAGCUCUGACAGUAGAUACAGUGUUUCCCUGUUCUAUAGAUGCCAAAUGUUUUACACAGAACACAAAGCGUAUUACCAAUCAGCCAGCUAAGGCAGGUGAGAGUCCAUUUCCAUGUUCUGAGUGUAGGAAAUGUUUUGCACAGAAAUCGGCUCUUGUUACACAUCAGAGAAGUCACACAGGUGAGAAGCCAUAUUCCUGUUCUGAGUGUAGGAAAUGUUUUGCAACAAAAUCAUUUCUUGCUACACAUCAGAGAAAUCACACAGGUGAGAAGCCGUAUUCCUGUUCUGAGUGUGGAAAAUGUUUUGCACAUAGAUCACAUUUUGUUAUUCAUCAGCAUGCUCACACAGGUGAGAUGCCAUUUUCCUGUUCUGAGUGUGGGAAAUGUUUUCCACGGAAAUCACAUCUUGUUCCACAUCAGAGAAGUCACACAAGUGAGAAGCCAUAUUCCUGUUCUGAGUGUGGGAAAUGUUUUGCACAGAAAUCAACUCUUGUUAUACAUCAGAGAAGUCACACAGGUGAGAAGCCAUAUUCCUGUUCUGAGUGUGGGAAAUGUUUUGCACUGAAAUCAAAUCUUGUUCCACAUCAGAGAAGUCACACAGGUGAGAAGCCAUAUUCCUGUUCUGAGUGUGGGAAAUGUUUUGCACAGAAAUCAACUCUUGUUAUACAUCAGAGAAGUCAUACAGAUGAGAAGCCGUAUUCCUGUUUUGAGUGUAGGAAAUGUUUCACACAGAAAUCAGCUCUUGUUAUACAUCAGAGAAGUCACACAGGUGAGAAGCCAUUUUCCUGUUCUGAGUGUGGGAAAUGUUUUGUAUGGAAAUCACAUCUUGUCACACAUCAGAGAAGUCACACAGGUGAGAAGCCAUAUUCCUGUUUUGAGUGUAGUAAAUGUUUCACACAGAAAUCAGCUCUUGUUAUACAUCAGAGAAGUCAUACAGGUGAGAAGCCGUAUUCCUGUUCUGAGUGUGGGAAAUGUUUUGUAUGGAAAACACAUCUUGUUUUACAUCAGAGAAGUCACACAGCUGAGAAGCCAUAUUUCUGUUUUGAGUGUGGGAAAUGUUUUGCACAGAAAUCAGCUCUUGUUAUACAUCAGAGAAGUCAUACAGAUGAGAAGCCGUAUUCCUGUUUUGAGUGUAGGAAAUGUUUCACACAGAAAUCAGCUCUUGUUAUACAUCAGAGAAGUCACACAGGUGAGAAGCCAUUUUCCUGUUCUGAGUGUGGGAAAUGUUUUGUACGGAAAUCAAAUCUUGUGUUACAUCAGAGAAGUCACACAGGUGAGAAGCCAUUUUCCUGUUCUGUGUGUGGGAAAUGUUUUGCACAGAAAUCACAUCUUGUUUUACAUCAGAGAAGUCACACAGGUGAGAAGCCAUUUUCCUGUUCUGAGUGUGGGAAAUGUUUUGUACGGAAAUCAGAUCUUGUCACACAUCAGAGAAGUCACACAGGUGAGAAGCCAUUUUCAUGCCGUGAGAGAAAUAAAUCCGCUCUUGUUGAACAUAUUAGACAUUACCCAAGUACGGAACCAUUUAAAUCUUCUGGAGUAUAAUUAUCACUGUCAUCCAAUGUUCCUCAAGGGUGAAUCCUAUCUCCUAUGCUUUAUAAAAUAUACAUGCUACCACUGGGUGAUAUAAUCAGACGUCAUGGCCUGGUCUACCACUGCUAUGCUGAUUACCUGCUUUUUGCUCCAUGUACUGAGAACCAAAUACCAAUCCUAAAUGGUUGUCUAGCUUAGCGCCAGGGGUGGAUGAUGCCAGUUGGCUGUGACUCAGUCUUUGUGAAACAUAAUAGAAGCUCCCCAACAAAGGACAAGACUACAGCUUUACCAACCAUCUGGAUUUAUGCUUUGGUGUUCAGAAUUGAAAAUACUGAACAUGUGCUGAAUCUUUGUGUUGUCCUGGUAUGUGGCUGACACAGACAUCAGGUAUCUGCCACAUACAAAUCCUCAUUCUUCCAUCUGUGGACCAUAGCCAGAAUCAAGCUCUUGAUUCCCUCAGAAGUUCAUAGACUACUGCAAUGCCAUCUACCUGGGUCUACCAGCAAAAGAAUUACAGAGCUUGCAGCUAGUACAGAAUGCAGCAGCCAAGCUGUUACCUAACCAGCCCGUUCCUGCCGCAUAACACCCAUUCUCUACUCCCUUCACCGGCUGCCUGUAAGAUGACAAAUCUAUUUCAUAAUUGGCUAACUGACCUUCGCAGCCCAACAUUACAUGGUCCAAGGUACUAGAAGCAGCUUCUGCCUCCUUACUGCCCCGCUUGAUUAUUUCUACAGAUGGACUGUUACCAGCAGUACCAAGAAUCUCCUGUCAUUCAUUUAUAGGUUGAAUGUUUAGCUUUGCAGCCCUGACCAUGGAACUCACUGCCUUGCACAGUCCAAGAGGCCUCCACUCUAGAGACCUUCACAAGCAGACUGAUGACUGUUACUCACGCUUUUCAUUAAUGUACCUCUAUUUACUUCCUAAAUAAUACAUCCCAAAUGCUUAUGUCUUUUUUCUGUUGUUUAUUUUGUAUCUUGUGCAUUGUGUAAAUGUGAAUGUCUAAUACCAGUUUGCACAAUCUGUAUUGUUGCACAACAAUAUGGCGGCCAUUGGAACGUGUUUUCACUUCUAGUUUGCCUAACUUGUUGCAGACACUCAUCUUGAUCAGGAGUGCUGAGUGUUUUCAGAUACAAGAUCCUGUCCAUAUAUACCCUGUACAUUAUCAUGUGCAUUAGAGUCACCCGGGUUCCAUCUGCGGUGGUUUGUUGUAUGUUACAUCUAUAUGGUGCGGAUACUCCCCUGUAUUUCAUAAUAAAAGCUUUUGUUUGCAUCUAA